AUGGCACUAGCAGCACGUUUUGCGGAUGAUCAAGAGACAUGCCAUCAGACGAACAGCUUCUUUUCAGCGGCGAAGCGUCUUUUAAAAAUGCAAAUUGACCAUGUGUCUCUCGACAACAUACAUGCAUGCGUCCUUAUGGGUAACUUGUGUGGAACAGAAAGCGAGUCAGCCGGAGAGGCAGUGUUUUUUGGCCUCGCAUUUCGAAUGGCGCAUAUACUGCAUCUCCCGGAGCCUGAUGUGACAGAUGACAGUAUAACAAGGGAGAUAAAGAUUCGAACUUGGUGGUCCUUGUAUAUGAUUGAUCAAUGGUCCUCUGCCGGUUUAGAUCUACCACGACAGAUGCAUAACCAACAGCAUAGUCUUCCAAUGCCAGAAGUUGACUUCUGGAAUCUUGUCCCCGGGCAGAGAAUUGAAGAUGGCUCUCAGCCUCGUCGAGGCCUAUGGGGAUACAUGGUGAUUCUCGCUCGAAUAUUCGGCCAUAUUCAAAUUCUGCACCAGAAGUUGGCAGAGGGAGCUUUAGAUCAGCAAAAAGCCGAAAUGACCACGAUUGAACUGGCACAUGAAUUUGAUCACUUUCUUCAAGAGUUACCAGCCAAUCUUCAUUUCAACACCAGGAAUUUAACACAGCAUACGGAGCUUGGUCUAGCGCAGGCAUUCGUGGCUCUUCACCUAGGCUAUCAUCAUUACUCGACUCUUCUCUACUUUCCCUAUCUCGACAUGAAACUUGCUGAAAUACCCAGUCAAGGCACCUUCGUUGCUCGUUGCAAGCAUCAUGCCACCUCGUUCAGUGAUCUACUAAAGACCUCACAUGAAACGCCAGGCUGCGAGGCAGUCUACCUGAUUGUAGCACAUAUGACUGUGGUUUCAUCGUCAGUCCUGCUACAUACACUUCUAUUUGGAAGUCAGCAUGAACUUCUUGACGCGCGCGCACGACUCUAUUUCAACUUUGAGAUACUCCUCAAACUGAAGGGAUACUGGCAAGGAGUAGACCUUAUGAUGGAGCGGCUAUUCACCUUCCAGAAAGCAUGCAUGCAGUCAAUGGAUCGAACAUACACUGUCGAUCAAUGGACAGUCAAGUUUCUUCUUCAACAUGCGAUCCCUAUUGACAGGGAGAUAAAUACACCGGCUACAUCUGAUCUUGCAGAACGAGGAAAGUUUGCAAGUGACGCUUUGUCGAUGCUCCGACCGUCUGCAUGA
Molecule: messenger RNA, 1197 nt
Organism: Penicillium manginii
Lineage: Eukaryota; Fungi; Ascomycota; Eurotiomycetes; Eurotiales; Aspergillaceae
Product: fungal specific transcription factor domain-containing protein
Exons: 4
Coding region: 1-1197 (398 amino acids)
Biological process (GO): DNA-templated transcription
Cellular component (GO): nucleus
Molecular function (GO): zinc ion binding; DNA binding
Source: RefSeq, a predicted model, not a curated record